CGGCUGCAGCGCCCCGGACAGAAGCCCAGGAGUCGGUUCCUGUGCUCACGCCCCGCCACCUGCCCGCUCUCUCGCCCCGUCGCGCUCCCCGUGGCCAACAUGCUGCCGAAACUGGGUGGCCCCGCGCUGCCGCUGCUCCUGCUCCUGCCGCCGCUGCUGCUGGGCGCCGGCGCGCACGCCGAGGUGCUGUUCCGCUGCCCGCCCUGCUCGCCCGAGCGCCUGGCCGCCUGCAGGACCCCGUCGGCCGGGACCGGGCGUUCCUGCGUCGAGCUGGUCCGCGAGCCGGGCUGCGGCUGCUGCUCCGUGUGCGCCCGUCUGGAAGGCGAGACAUGCGGCGUCUACACCCCGCGCUGCGCCCAGGGGCUGCGCUGCUAUCCCCACCCCGGCUCCGAGCUGCCCCUGCAGGCGCUGGUCCAGGGCGCCGGCACUUGCGAGAAGGGCCGCGACUCCGAGGGCCCCGAGCAGGGUGCAGAUGAUGACCACCCUGAGGUUGAGGACGGAACCAUCGUGGGAGGUGGAGGCAGCGCCGGCCGGAAGGCCUUCACCUCAGGCAUGAAGGAGAUGGCUGUGCUGCGGGAGAAGGCCAACGACCAGCAUCGCCAAAUGGGCAAGGCUGGCAAGCACCCACCCGGCCCGGAGGACUCCAAGAAGCUCCGGCCUCCAUCUCCCAGGACCCCCUGCCAGCAGGAACUGGACCAGGUCCUGGAGCGUAUUUCCACCAUGCGCCUUCCGGAUGAGCGGGGCCCUCUGGAGCACCUCUAUUCCCUGCACAUCCCCAACUGUGACAAGAACGGCCUGUACAACCUCAAACAGUGCAAGAUGGCUGUGAAUGGGCAGCGUGGGGAGUGCUGGUGCGUGAACCCCAACACCGGGAAGCUGCUUCAGGGAUCCCCUACAGUCCGUGGGGACCCGGAGUGUCAUCGCUACUACAAUGAGCGGAUGCAGUAAACCAGCCGGUGCCUGGCACCCCCGCCCCCUCUCCAAACACAGGCAGAGAGGAGAAUGCUUGGGUGGUGGGUGGGGGAAGGCUUCCCAGGAGUUAACACAUGUAUUUAUACUGGGAAAGAGACCAGCACAGCCUGGCACACCCGCCGCCGUGCCCCUCCCAGUAGGAGAGGCUGUACCCCUUCUCCAGUCCCUGCUGGGAGGAAGGGUGCCUGCAGAGCAGAGCUGGGGUCCAGGUUUGGGAGGGGGAAGAAGAAAUUUUUAUUUUUGAACCCCCGAGUCUCUUUUACUUAAGAAUAAAGAAAGGAAAAAUAAA
Messenger RNA from Myotis myotis, 1261 nucleotides. It is a transcript of the gene IGFBP2, whose product is annotated as insulin like growth factor binding protein 2. Gene Ontology annotation, biological process: regulation of insulin-like growth factor receptor signaling pathway. Gene Ontology annotation, molecular function: insulin-like growth factor I binding; insulin-like growth factor II binding. Lineage: Eukaryota; Metazoa; Chordata; Mammalia; Chiroptera; Vespertilionidae. The transcript has 4 exons. Gene Ontology annotation, cellular component: extracellular region. The coding region runs from base 100 to 948 and encodes 282 amino acids. The record is from RefSeq and is a predicted model, not a curated record.